Bactrocera latifrons is the source of this 2024-nucleotide messenger RNA. It is a transcript of the gene Atg18a, whose product is annotated as WD repeat domain phosphoinositide-interacting protein 2. The transcript is spliced from 8 exons. Lineage: Eukaryota; Metazoa; Arthropoda; Insecta; Diptera; Tephritidae. Gene Ontology annotation, biological process: autophagy of mitochondrion; protein localization to phagophore assembly site; protein lipidation. Gene Ontology annotation, molecular function: protein binding; phosphatidylinositol-3-phosphate binding; phosphatidylinositol-3,5-bisphosphate binding. The record is from RefSeq and is a predicted model, not a curated record. Gene Ontology annotation, cellular component: extrinsic component of membrane; phagophore assembly site membrane; cytosol. The coding region runs from base 322 to 1587 and encodes 421 amino acids.
ACAUCAAGAAGGCAAACAACAAGAAUAGACGUACAGAUGACAAAGAUCAUCAAAACAACUUCGACCACUGAAAAUUAAACAAGUAGAUCUUUAACUUAUUAUUAUUAUUAAGAAAUAUCAAAGUUUUAGUUGGUUUCUCUACAAAGAGUGCGAAAACUGUGAACUGAACAUUAUUUAAAAGGCAGGAAAAUCAAGAAAGUUUCCAGAGCAAUCACCAUAUAUUAUUUAUUUAAUACCAUUCAUCAUAGACUAGAAUAAGUUGAAAUCUUUUUGAACUCGAACAAAAGCAUUGUUUUGUUGUGACAUAUAGUACUUUGGAUAAUGAUGAAUUUAUUGGGACGCCCGGACAUUGAAGCUGGCGAAGUUUUUGUUAAUUUCAAUCAAAAUGAUACAUCAUUGGCAGUUGCAACACGAUCGGGUUAUAGUUUAUACAGUCUGAGUUCAGUAGAUCUAACAUUGGAUAAAAUAUACAGUUGCCAUACGGAUGAGAUAUUCCUUAUUGAACGCCUUUUUGAAAGUUCUUUGGUCGCGGUUGUAUCUCAGCGGUCUCCACGAAAGCUUAAAGUAUGUCAUUUUAAAAAACAGAGUGAAAUUUGUAAUUAUUCAUACUCGAAUACCAUAUUGGCUGUUAAACUAAAUCGGGAACGUCUAAUUGUAUGCCUGGAAGAAAGUUUAUAUAUUCACAAUAUCCAGGAUAUGAAAGUAGUCCAUACGAUACGUGAUACUCCAUGCAAUCCAAAUGGUCUCUGCGCACUUUCUUCCUCAUCAGAGCACUGUUAUUUGGCCUAUCCGGGAAGCGUCACCUCAGGGGAAGUUCAAAUUUUUGACGCAAUAAAUUUACAUGCCAAGACCAUGAUACCUGCUCACGAUUCACCAUUGGCUGCAUUGGCAUUUAGCCCGUCUGGAACUGAAAUCGCUACAGCUAGUGAGCGUGGUACCGUAAUACGCGUUUUUUCAUCUCUUGAUGGCAGCAAGCUGUUCGAAAUGCGUCGUGGUCUCAAGCGUUGCGUGGCGAUUGCAUCGCUCUCAUUUAGUACAUGCGCAAAAUAUUUAGUGUCGAGUUCAAACACGGAAACAGUACAUAUAUUUCGUUUGGAUCGGUCAGCUGCCGAGCAGGCUGACUCAAAGCAAACAUCGGAUGAUUGGAUGGGUUACUCCUUUUUUAGAUAUCUCAGCAAAACCGUGACCAGCUAUCUGCCCACUCAAGUAACGGAUGUAUUCAGUCAGGGUCGAGCAUUUACAUCAGUGACAUUACCGGAGGCUGGUGUUCGGCGUAUGUGUGCAAUCACAACAAUACAAAAACAACUAAGACUUUUGGUGGCUUCACAAGACGGUUACUUAUAUGUCUACUCCAUACCCUCUAUUGAGGGCGGUGAAUGUCAGCUUAUUAAGAAGCAUGAUAUACGCCUAGACGAUUUUUAUGCAAUGGACAUUAAAGUUGAUUCGCCACAACCGCUGGGAGGUGCAGGUGCUGGCACAGCUGUUACUGAAGUUAUAAGUGAAGAUGAGUCAUCUAAACAGAGUACAGCCAGUGGAGCCACUUAUGCUUCUGCAGUGAAAGGCGAUGAAAAGGCCGCACAGCCUUAGAUGUGUCACACUUUUAAAGAUUCGCUAUUACCACCACAAACUUCACAAACUACCUAAGUCUGCGAAUGAAGUUUCCUGCGAAGGGAAUAUCCAUGAAUAUCGAUUGAUUAUAUUUCUGUGACAAUGUGAUGCAGUUUUUAUUUUAUAUAAACCUAGGGUUAGCGCUCACAAUUUUAUCUGUAAUUUACAUUUUCCAAAAUUUAAUUUUCAUUUAAAGAACGACUCAUUGUUCUAAACAAAUUUAGCAAUGCUCGAUCGUAAAAUAGAGUAUAUCUUUUGUUUAUAGAUUUGAAUAUUGAGAUUAAGAAUUAAACUAAAAAAUGUCUACAUAUAUAAUAAAAAAAGAUUUGGUACAUAAAAGCUUAUACCCUCCUCUCCCAAUAUCAUUUUUUAUUAUCUCAAAUGUUCACCUGUGUAUUACUUUAAUUUUGUCAAUU